Molecule: messenger RNA, 859 nt
Organism: Orbicella faveolata
Lineage: Eukaryota; Metazoa; Cnidaria; Anthozoa; Scleractinia; Merulinidae
Product: transmembrane protein 62-like
Molecular function (GO): hydrolase activity
Source: RefSeq, a predicted model, not a curated record
AGUUUUAUCAACAUGGUGGUCGGGUUGAAAGGAGUUCUUUCGUUGAUCGUGUUAAUAGUCAUUUUAUUGUCAUCAUGGCUUGUUGCUGUAUUGCUAGAAUAUUACACGGGGCACGGCAGGCCACUCAAGCCUCACAGAAAUACAAAUCUAGCUCCAUUUCCAAGCGACAAGAUGGAAAACAUUCUCUGGUUCGUGCAGGUAUCUGAUAUUCACAUCAGCAAAUACCGUGAUCGUCAAAGAGCUAGGGAUCUCAAGCAGUUCUGUAAUGAGAAUAUAGACGUAAUCAGGCCUGUUGCCGUGCUAGCUACAGGCGACUUGACAGAUGCAAAGGAUAUGUAUCGACUUGGCUCUAAGCAAUACAAAGAAGAAUGGGAGGAAUAUUACAAUGUGCUAAAAGAGACAAAAGUCGAAGACAAGACUAAAUGGUUAGACUUGAGAGGAAAUCAUGAUGCAUUUAGUGUUCCCUCACUUACAAGUGAUGAGAACUUCUUCAAAGAUUACUCAUCCAGUGGUCUGGAUGCAAGGAGAGGUUCCAUGCCAUACCAGUACAUAUACAGCACCAAGUUUGGUUCCUAUGCUUUCAACGGUAUUGAUUUGAAUCCUAAUCCUGGACCACGGAGACCGUUUAAUUUCUUUGGACAUGUGGAUCAGGAUCGUAUCAAUGAAAUGGAGAGACUAGCUGAUGCCAGCAAAUCAUUUAACAUGACAAUUUGGUUUGGACACCACCCUUUUUCAGUCACAACAACACCUUAUGUUAGAAAGAUUUUAAGGUGAGUUACAACACAGCAAGUGAGAGGUGCAGUGGCCUCAUGCGGUUAGUGUGCUCAUCUCCGAUGGAGCAGUCUGGGUUCAAGCCCUG